This is a messenger RNA of Amphibalanus amphitrite, 1719 nucleotides long. RefSeq lists its product as uncharacterized. Lineage: Eukaryota; Metazoa; Arthropoda; Thecostraca; Balanomorpha; Balanidae. The transcript has 3 exons. The coding region runs from base 1 to 1719 and encodes 572 amino acids. The record is from RefSeq and is a predicted model, not a curated record.
AUGAGGGUCUUCACGUCACUGCCUCUGCUGUUGGCGGCGGCCCAGGCCCGACCUCAGCAAAACUACCCCAGCUACAACACCCAGAAUAAUCAGCAGCAAUUCGCCCAGAACAACCAGCAAUUCAUCCAAAACUCCCAGCAGCAAUUCGUCCAGAACUCCCAGCAGUUCACUUCAAACACCCAGAGCGGUCUGGACGCCGUCAGCCUCUUCACGGGCACCGCGAACGGCAUCAGCAACAGCGGCGGCUUCACCAGCGUGUUCAGCUCUCCGUCAGCAACAGACACGGGCUCUGACUUCACCGCCGACACCCUGCUCUCCGUGGCAGCGCUGUCCAACUCUGGCAGACCGACCAACGCCUACUCUAACGGUGGUGUGACCCAGGACGCAGGCACCUCCAACUCGGGGUUUAUCGAAGGUGGAGUGAGUGGCGUGGUUUCUGAUAAUGGGUUUAUAAACGGAGGUUUUACAGACGGUGGUGUUGUAUUCAGCAAUGCUGGGAAUGUCCAGUCUACUGGCAGCUUCUCCGGCAGCUCUGGAUUCUCCGGCGGAGGCCUGUCCCACGCAGGCACCUUUAUCGUCAACUCCGGAUCUAACGUCGUAUCGGGCGGCUCAGGCGGCUGUGCGGCGGAUCAGACCGUCACCGUCAGUCAGCGUCAGACUGUGGUGCAACAGGUGGUGAACACAGUGAACGCUCCGCAGCUGCAGACACAGACCGUCACCAGCACAGCAGUGGUGCCGCAGCUGGUGACACGCACUGCACUCCGCACCAGCGUGGUGACGCGCACCGCUCUGGUGACACGGCUCCUCACCCAGACGCAACUUCAAACAGUCGUCACCACGGUUCGUCUGAGAGAUGUCAUCGACACUGUGACUGAGACUCAGCCGGUGACGCAGACGAUAACCCGCGAGAGCACACGGACGGUGCUGGUGACGCGUCAGCUGGUGAGCACGGUGGUGCAGACGAUCACCAGCACCAGGCUGGUGCAGAGCACGGUACCGGUGCCGCGGCUGGUGGUGCAGACUAGCGUGGUGUUGGUGACGGCUCCAGCACAGACGCGGGUCACCACUGUGGUGCAGGACCGCGAAAUCACCAGCGUGGUGCAGCAGCAGCCGCAGACCAUCGUCCGCACCAGUACCAAUGUCCAGACGCGGGUUGUGACCCAGCCAGUGCGGCAGCCUGACCAGGUGGUGACCGUCACCAGCGUGCAGGUGGUGCCCGUCACCAGUGUGGUGAUCUCCACACAACUGGUGCCGCAACUGGUGACCAUUACAAGUACCACUGACAACACACUAACUCGUACAGUGUCCAGCACCACAGUGGUGCAGGUGCCACGGGUCACUACUCGCACCGAACUGCGCACCAGCGUCACCACCCGGCUGGUGACACAAACACAACAGGUGGUGCAAACAGUCGCCCGAGAUGUGUUCAGUACGGUAGUGGUGCCAGCGCAGGCGCAGACUGUUGUGGUGACACGGACGGUUUUGGUGACCAGCACAGUACGGGGUGGCGACAGGACGGUGACACAAGUGGUGACGGUCGCCCAGCCGAGAGAGAUCACCACCACCCGGCUGGUGCAGAGCGUGGUGCCGAGGGAGGUGGUAGUUACACAGACUGUGAAAGGCUACUGCGGCGGCGCCAUCAUCCUCACCGCUGUGGUCCCUCCACUGACGCACACCAAUGCCAUCAUCGGCUGCCUCUCUUCUUCUGCAUCAACAUGA